AUGGUCGUGAUUGCUAACAGAACAAAACUGAUUGUAGGAAUUGACUAUGGGACUACGUACUCAGGCCUCAGUUUUGCUCUUUCCAAUGCGACCGACUUCAAAGACAUAUUUCCAUGGACCAAGUACCCAGGUUCAUCUUCGCAUGGCGCCGAGCACUCUGUGAAGGCACCGACAAGAGUCGCUUUCAUGGAUGAAAACCCGGAGCUGGAGGAUAACGCAUGGGGCUAUCAGGUGGAACCUGGCAUGAAAGCGUACGCCUGGACAAAGCUUCUUCUCGAUAAAUCCUCGUUGAUGUCUGAAUACGAUGAUCCUGAUCUGUAUUCAUCGAGCGGUACGGACGUUAUGCGGCUUCCCAGAUCAGCCAAGGAUGUUGCCACAGAGUACCUCAGAGGCAUGAAGGCUAUGUUCGACGAUGCCGUUAAAGAACACCUCGGUUCUCACAAGAUCGAAGAUCUUCCAAUUGAGUUUUGGCUUACAGUUCCAGCAUCCUGGAGCGAGAAGGCGAAGCUGCUCACAAAAUCGGCAGCAAGAGACGCAGGAUUCGCUACACGGCGCAUGGACACGAUUAUGCUGAUUUCUGAACCGGAGGCAGCAGCGCAGCUUGCAUUGAAGUCAAGUCUACAUCGCCUGGAAAGUUUUGUCAAGCCGGAUACUGGUGUAAUGGUUUGCGACUGCGGAGGAGGCACAGUGGAUAUUGCCACCUAUGAAGUGGAAGAGACUCGACCGACCUUGAAGCUCAGAGAAAUUGCCGUCGGCAUUACGGGUAAAUGUGGUGGAACGUUUGUGGAUAGGAACUUAUUCAGACUAAUGGCCUACCGCUUCGGUGAUGCUUUUACGUCACUUGGACCAGAAGAAAUCGGUCCCGGCAGUAGCUUCAUGGACCAGUUCGAGCUCAAAAAGAAAGAUUUCAGCAAGAAGACGCCAAGCAAACGAGCACAUCGUUUGAUGCUCCACAUGCCCUGCCUCAAACUCAGCCCAUCUAUAGAGAAGUACUAUGAGAGACGUUCUUCAUCUGUUCUUCUAACUCAAGAAGAUUACAAGAUGCUCUUUGAUCCAGUCAUCAAUAUGAUUAUUCAUCUCGUGGAAGAGCAAGUCAACCAAAUCAAGUUGAGAAAAGACCGGCCUGUUGAAACCAUUGUCUUAGUGGGCGGCUUUGGUUCUUCACCAUACUUGAAAGAACAACUGACGGAGUGGUCUCAAAAGAGAGGGAUAAGAGUCACAACCCCAAUCACAGGCGCGUGGUCUGCCGUAGUUUGCGGGGCGGUUUUGCGCGGAUUGGAAGGUUCUAUUGUGAGGCAAAAGAAGUGCCGAAGGCAUUAUGGUCACAAUAUGAGUGACGUCUACAUGCCAUCCAUCCAUGCACAUUUUGAUACACAAAAGAGAUGGGUAUGGAUGGAUCAUAUACGAAACAAGGAAUAUUUAACGGGAUUCAUGCAAUGGGAUGUCGGCAAGGGCGAAUUUAUCGAUUACGAAACGGAAAUCAACGCGGAUUUUUGCUCAUACUUCCAAGGUGAUAUUCCUAAAACGAAGAAUGAAAGAAUUGAAACGGUCGGCAAAGUCGUCGCUACGUUAGAUGGACUGAGCAAAGAGGAUCUGAAACACGUUAAAAAGCAUGAUGAUGAAGCUGGUCACUUGGCAUUUCGGAUCUUCUAUAAAGAUAAAGAAGUUGGAAAAGCGGCGAUCAACAUCGUUGAUGAGUAG
Messenger RNA from Trichoderma aggressivum f. europaeum, 1701 nucleotides. RefSeq lists its product as uncharacterized. The record is from RefSeq and is a predicted model, not a curated record. NCBI's taxonomy places the organism in Eukaryota, Fungi, Ascomycota, Sordariomycetes, Hypocreales, Hypocreaceae. Bases 1 to 1701 code for a protein of 566 amino acids. Gene Ontology annotation, molecular function: ATP-dependent protein folding chaperone; ATP binding. The transcript is spliced from 9 exons.